AUGCCGAGAAAAAGGCAGCGCUCAGAUGAAGAUGAAGAGUCUCAAGCCCCGAGUAGGAAAGGCCUACGCUUAACAAGGAGUCGAGUGUGCAUGCAAUGCAAGAAGCAAAAGACGAAAUGUGAAACAAAGCCAGGUGAAACAUCAUGUAAUAGAUGCAUUCGCUAUGAAUUAGAGUGUAUUUCACAUGACAUAUCUCAACAAUUCCUACAGGAGGACUCGGCCUGGAAAACACAAACGACGGCAGAUAUUGCACUUCUACGGGCUGCUGUGAAUCAUCUCUUACAGCAAACCAAGCAACCGGAGCUAUGGACAUUCUCCAAUAGUCAAGUAGUCGGCUCACCACGUCCUCGCAUGGAUUCCCAGAAUGUAAGCCAGACCUCCAUGGCUGCAAUGGACAUGUCAAGAGAAAACUCCCCUCAGUUGCAAGAAGAAAAUUCAUCUGGUCUCGUUACAGUGCCUAUGCGCAAUCUAUACGAGCUUACUAGGCUGAAGAACCUGCGUGUUAAUGCAGGAUGGAAGCCGAAGUCCUCAUUGAUUCAUGAUGACUUCAUCUCUCAAGGGAUGGUCACACUUGCAGAGGCCGAAUACCUCUUUGAUCGUUUCAUGCGUAUCAACAAUAGAUUAUUGUGGGAUGGUAUACUGCCGUACCAUCGCACGCUAGAUUCUGUUCGACGUGCCUCAACACUGUUGGCAGCUGUUGUUCUCACCAUUGGUGCCUUACAUACUCCUGGGAAAACCGAGUCAUUCCACCAGAGCUAUGACGUGUUUGUCUCGCUUGUCUGCAGCUCGUCGCUGUCUCGUAAUCAUAGCGUCGAUGAUGUUCGGGCGCUUUGUAUUGGCGCAUUUUAUCUCGCGAAUCUCAGCUGGAAGCUGUCAGGACAGGCCACGCGGAUUGCCGCCGAGAUUGGGUUACACCAAUCGUAUCAAAAGUUAAUACAGGGAGAUGGCACGCAGCGUGAUCGUGUCUGUCUUUGGUACGCAACGUAUGUCUGUGAUCAUCAGUUCAGUAUCGCCCAUGGUCGUCCACCGGCGGCGGUUGAUGAUGAAUCAAUCCGAAAUAUUGAGCGGUUCAUGCAUACGGCAGAGGUAAACCCUGGCGAUGCGAGAUUGGCCGCACAGGUAGCACUAUUCGCUAUUUUAACAGAGGCCUACGUAGCCUUUGGGAAUGAACCAGACCGAUUGUUAGAAGACAAAGACUUCGAUAAGCUAUGGGUUUCUAACGUGGCAAUUGAUCAGUGGAGGCUCCAGUGGCAACCCCGCUCAAAGGACUGUGCUACCUUGGGGUCCUAUCCAUCAAAAGCCUUGGUACUGUACUAUCACUUUGCCCGCUUCCAGUUGAAUUCCCUAGCUUUGCGUGGCAUUAGUCCUUCUGGCCUGACCUCUAAUCCUGAACUUACCUCUAAGAGUCCUUUAUCACUGGCGCAUCGGGAGGCCGCCAAUGCAGCCAUUGCGGCGGCUAUAAGUACGCUCACCCUGAUAUUAGAAGAUGACGACCUUCGGCGUGCCUUUCCUGGUGUUCCCAUAUUUACCUAUACCAUGGUUGCGUUCUGCGCAACGUUUCUUUUGAAAAUGGCUGCCACAUGGGGGAAGAGCUCGACGCAAUUCGGUCUGGCCGUAAAUACAAGUCAUAUUGUCUCUCUUGUUCAGCGCUCUGCAGACAUGCUGGCUAAUGUUGCUAUGAGCCUCAAUGAACGACAUCUUGCGAAACAUAUAGCGACAGGAAUGCUUGAGAUGCUGCAGCAAUUCCGUGCUCUAGAUGAGAGUGACGUAACCGAACUUAGUAAUCGGAUAGAAGGAGACGAUAUAGACAAUUUCCCUGCUCUACCUUCUGAAUCUAACGACGGCAAUGCUUUCUGGGCAGGGGAUUAUAAUUUUUACGAUCUUGGAGGGACUUUUGGUUUCGGACUCGAUGAGACACUUCUCGGUCAGAUGGCAGCAGAUAACUUUGAACUGGGUAUAUAG
Aspergillus pseudonomiae is the source of this 1962-nucleotide messenger RNA. RefSeq lists its product as uncharacterized. The record is from RefSeq and is a predicted model, not a curated record. Gene Ontology annotation, biological process: DNA-templated transcription; regulation of DNA-templated transcription. Bases 1 to 1962 code for a protein of 653 amino acids. NCBI's taxonomy places the organism in Eukaryota, Fungi, Ascomycota, Eurotiomycetes, Eurotiales, Aspergillaceae. Gene Ontology annotation, molecular function: DNA binding; zinc ion binding; DNA-binding transcription factor activity, RNA polymerase II-specific. The transcript has 3 exons.